Molecule: messenger RNA, 1247 nt
Organism: Gadus macrocephalus (Pacific cod)
Lineage: Eukaryota; Metazoa; Chordata; Actinopteri; Gadiformes; Gadidae
Product: vomeronasal type-2 receptor 1-like
Exons: 2
Coding region: 590-1207 (205 amino acids)
Biological process (GO): G protein-coupled receptor signaling pathway
Cellular component (GO): membrane
Molecular function (GO): G protein-coupled receptor activity
Source: RefSeq, a predicted model, not a curated record
AGCUAUUGUUGAGUCUAUAUAAACUGUUGUAAUGAAGGAGCCGACUCAUUCGUAUCACGUAGCCCUACGUUGAUAAGGAUGAAGAGUUCUGUAAUUGUCAUGUUUGGGCAAACCCUUUCUCUGGGAUUGAUUGUGCUCUGUCUUUCUAUUGCUUUGCAAGAGUCUGCAGAUGGCCUUCUACAGAGACCUGGUCCUACGGGGCCAGAGAACGGUGGUAAGGUUGGGAUUGGGGAUUUAUCUGAUGCAGGCAAUGCUACUAAUUCUGUUAAAUGUAUGCUUCGAGGCAAUCCUCGGCCCACUGCAUUCACACUGGAAGGUGACUACCUUAUUGGAGGUGUUUUUUCGAUACAUAACUACAUCAAAACAGUGAAUCAUAACUACACCAGCCUACCAGAGCCUCUAGAAUGUACAGGGAGGUGAGUUAGAGGGGAAAAAUUGUGCACUGGUAAAAAUGGAUUUGUUGUGGAACACAUAUUUUUAUUAUAUAAAUAUUAUCAAAAAAAAAAUAAUGUGUUAUCAGAUCAGUAAAGAAAAUCUGCAGCUGCAUUAACAUUGAUUUAAACGUUUAACAGCUAAAUGUCAUGAAUGUAUGUGCCCAUCUCUUUGCAGCAUGGACACGCGUGAAUUGCGCUUUGCGCGUGCUAUGGUCUUCGCCAUCGAAGAAAUUAACAACAGCUCGGAGCUUCUGCCGGGCAUUACACUCGGUUACCAAAUCCAUGACUCCUGUGCCUCGGUACCCGUAGCUGUCCAGGUGGCAUUUCAGCUCGCAAAUGGCUUGCAGCAGUUGUAUGACUCAAACAAAGUGUGUUCACGAUCUGGUAGGGUAACGGCUGUAGUUGGUGAGUCUGGAUCCACGCCAACUAUGAGCAUUUCGCGAAUCAUCGGGCCCUUUGACAUUCCACAAGUGAGUCACUUUGCUACAUGCGCAUGUUUGUCUGACAAGAGGCAAUUCCCAACAUUCUUUCGAACCAUCCCCAGUGACCAGUUCCAGGCAGAGGCUCUUGCCAAACUCGUGAAACAUUUUGGUUGGACUUGGAUUGGCGCUGUCCGGUCUAGAUCAGACUAUGGUAACAAUGGGAUGGCGUCCUUUCUACGAGCAGCGUACGAAGAGGGUAUAUGUGUUGAAUACUCUGAAUCUUUCUAUCGUACUGAUCCACAGAACAAGAUUCAACAAGUUGCUGACGUUAUCCGCAGGUUUAUGGGUUGAUUAUUCAUAUUGUAAUCAUAACAACAUCAACGUUAAUGAA